AUGCUAAACUGGCAUGCGCUGCACGGGGAUUACAACGAAGUUGUUCGAGUGUCGCCGACUUGCGUUUUCAUCAACAACGCUGAGGCGUGGCGAGGUUAUUCCCUUCUGUGGUUCGCACAUCACGAAGCUGUCUCUGGCACCACCAUCGAUCUGAGUAGAUGUAUGAACUUCACCAACUUUGAUGUUAUAGGCUCUCUGUGCUUUGGCGAGUCAUUCAACGCACUGGAGAAUGAAAACUACGGCUUCUGGAUUGCAAACUUGUUCCAGGGGUUGAAGGUUGGCAGGAUGUUCCGCGUACUGCGGGCAUAUCCUAUAGUCGGACACCCUCUUCUCAGCUUUCCCCAGCUAUUCCCAGCGUUGGCUAGAGCGAGGCAGAGGCAUACGGAAUACACAAAAAACAAGACGGCGAGGCAAUUGGAUACGCCGUCGGACUGCGAAACCUCAGCAACGUUUCUCAGCGGCGCAGCCUUCUACCUACUCAAAGACGCAGCAUGGAUAAAGAAACUCCAGCAUGGAAUACGGACAAGGUUGUGCGACGAGUCGAAGAUUUCAUUUUUAGCGCUCGGCCGACUAAAGACUCUCAAUACCGUUAUCCAGGUUACUUUUCGCUUAUACUCACCAGUCCCAACCAUGCCUCCUCGCUUAGUUUCAGAGGGAGGUGCGGUCAUCAACUCUGUCUUCAUACCAGCCAGAACGAGGAUCGGAGUCGCACAGUAUCUUGCUUGCCAUUCUUCUCACAACUUCACUGACCCGGAGCGAUUUGCUCCUGAACGCUUCCUGGGUCAUCCAAAGUUCCAGGACGAUAAGCGGACAGUCAUCCAGCCAUUCUCCACCGGGCCGAGCAACUGCGUAGGUCAGGACCUGGCAUGGACAGAAACACAAGCUAUCAUGGCUCGACUGAUUUGGCACUUCGAUAUGGAACUCGAUAAGAACUCGUUGCUUUGGAACCGCCAGAAGCUCUUCAUAUUGCGGGACAAGCUGGCCUUAACGGCACACGGUUAA
Molecule: messenger RNA, 1002 nt
Organism: Mytilinidion resinicola
Lineage: Eukaryota; Fungi; Ascomycota; Dothideomycetes; Mytilinidiales; Mytilinidiaceae
Product: cytochrome P450
Exons: 4
Coding region: 1-1002 (333 amino acids)
Molecular function (GO): heme binding; iron ion binding; monooxygenase activity
Source: RefSeq, a predicted model, not a curated record